AUGGAUCGAGAUUGGAUUAAUUUACCGCGUAUCAGCGCUGAGUAUGAGAAUGAAGUAGAAGAAUUUACAAAAUUUGCACGACAUUAUGAGGGGAGAAGUGAUGAUGAGGUGAAGUUAAAAUGUCCUUUUGUCAACUACUUUCCAACUGCUUCUCGAACUGAACAUGUUGCCGAUUCCACCAUGAAAGAGCGACGAGAAGAGCGAUGUGAAGAAGACAAUAUGGAGGACAUGAUAUGGGAUGUUGGCACAGAAGCUUUUGCACAAGCGCAUGUGUAUGAGACGAUGUUUGUUGGUGUGGAAACUUCGUUCUUUAGAGGUGAAGAUACCCGUAACGGUUUCACAAAUCAUCUUUUUCCAGCUCUUCAAAGAAAAGGAGUUGUUGCCUUCAGAGAUGACUACACAAUCCAGAAAGGGGAGUUCUUGGAGUCUGAGUUCUUGCACGCAAUUGAAGGAUCACGCGUUUUCAUUGUUGUCUUCUCAAAGGACUAUACAUCAUCCACAUGGUGCAUGAAAGAGCUUACAAAAAUCGUUGGUUGGGUUCAACAAACAGGGCGAAGUUUGCUCCCUAUCUUCUAUGAUGUCGAUCCUUCUGAGGUUCGAAAACAGAGUGGAGAGUUUGAAAAAGUUUUUGCUGAACACGAACAAAGAUUCAAAAAUGACAUUGAAAUGAUAAAAACAUGGAGGGCAGCUCUCAAAACAAGUUGCGAUCGUUGUGGGUGGGAUCUGAAAAAUAAGUAA
Messenger RNA from Vigna unguiculata (cowpea), 738 nucleotides. NCBI's taxonomy places the organism in Eukaryota, Viridiplantae, Streptophyta, Magnoliopsida, Fabales, Fabaceae. The record is from RefSeq and is a predicted model, not a curated record.